AACACCAUUUCAACACGCACACCUACGCAAAACCUUCAUCCAAAAUCUUGAGCUCUCUUGUCUUCCCCAAAUGGCCAAGGAAAGCCUUCUCAUCCUGCUACUAAUGGUGGUUGCCACAAACAUGGCAGCCGCGUCAGUUACCACCAGGAAGCUCAUGUUCCUGGUCCAGCCCCAGCCCAACCAACUCACGUACCACAACGGCUCCGUGCUGCAUGGGGACAUCCCCGUCUCCGUCCUCUGGUACGGCCGCUUCACGGCGGCGCAGAAGGCCAUCGUCUCCGACUUCCUGGUCUCCCUCUCCGCCGCGCCGAGGGCGGCCCCGGCGCCGUCUGUCUCCCAGUGGUGGAGCAGCAUCCACCAGCUGUAUCUGUCCAAGGCGGCGGCCACCGUUGGCAAGAGUGGAGGACAGAGCACAGGCGUUGCCAAGAUCGCGCGGGUGGUCCUGUCCGGCCAGGUCUCCGACGAGGCGUGCUCGUUGGGAAAGAGCCUGAAGCUGUCCCAGCUCCCGGCGCUGGCGGCCAGGGCAAGGCCUGCGAAGGGCGGCAUCGCGCUGGUGCUGACGGCGCAGGACGUGGCCGUGGAGGGCUUCUGCAUGAGCCGGUGCGGGCGGCACGGGCCCGUGGACGCGAAGGCCGACACAGCGUACGUCUGGGCAGGAAACUCGGCGACGCAGUGCCCCGGGCAGUGCGCGUGGCCGUUCCACCAACCGGCGUACGGGCCCCAGUCGACGCCGCUGGCGCCGCCGAACGGCGACGUGGGCAUGGACGGGCUGGUGAUCAACGUGGCCAGCAUGGUCGCCGGCGCGGUGACCAACCCGUUCGGCGACGGGUUCUACCAGGGCGACCGCGCCGCGCCGCUGGAGGCCGCGACGGCGUGCCCGGGGGUGUACGGCAAGGGCGCGUACCCAGGAUACGCCGGUCAGUUGCUGGUUGACACGGCCACCGGGGCUAGCUACAACGCCAACGGCGCGCACGGCCGGAAGUACCUGCUCCCGGCGCUGUUCGAUCCAGCCACGUCCGCCUGCUCCACGCUGGUGUAGUAAUAGUACGUGCUGGCACACAGUACCACAGUGGUAGCGACGAGUGAUCCUAACAGCGAAUCUGGAUGCUGCUAGUCCUGUAGUGCAUAUAUGUGUAAAUAGUUCGCCCAUAAGCUCGGCCUACUCAGUACUACGUAUUUUCUAAAUUUGUCUAUGUUAAAUAAAAUGGUGAUAAUUAAUUUGGAUCA
Messenger RNA from Lolium rigidum, 1227 nucleotides. RefSeq names its product protein PHOSPHATE-INDUCED 1 homolog. NCBI's taxonomy places the organism in Eukaryota, Viridiplantae, Streptophyta, Magnoliopsida, Poales, Poaceae. The coding region runs from base 71 to 1039 and encodes 322 amino acids. The transcript has a single exon. The record is from RefSeq and is a predicted model, not a curated record.